AUGUGGUGCGAUAAUUGUUUAUUGAUAUUUCCUUUGAGAUCUGGUGCCAUGUUUUUGGCCAUAUUCAUGGCGGUAAAGUAUUCUUUCUCGAUAUAUCAAUUCAUAGGUGCUAUCCUUUUGUUCAUGUAUGGCGAUUUCUUCUUUUUCCAUAAAUAUGAAGCAUCAAUAUAUGGUGGAUAUGCUCUUUUGCAAGGAAUAAUUGGGCUUAUAGCUGUAUUGGGAUUCUCGAGACGAUCAUCCCUUAUUGCCAGAGUACUUGUUCGUACUUAUGUUAUAAUAAUAAUAUUAGGUGCCAUACGAGGAAGUUUGAUGGCUUGGUCAAUAUUUUAUGGCCAAGAGCAUAUAAUUUGGGAAUGCAAUAAUGGAGGCAAAAGAUGGAUUGAUCCCUCGACAAUUGAUCCCAAUGUACCACAACCCGUUGAGACGAGAUUAAUGCCAUCAGCGUUUUGUCGAGUCGGUUUACAAAGCGCCGCGGGAUAUUUUUCAUUUUUUCUCGCUCUUGAUUUCAUUUUAAUG
Messenger RNA from Racocetra persica, 516 nucleotides. Lineage: Eukaryota; Fungi; Glomeromycota; Glomeromycetes; Diversisporales; Gigasporaceae. The record is from the annotation of a GenBank genome assembly.